Centrocercus urophasianus (Greater sage-grouse) is the source of this 2585-nucleotide messenger RNA. RefSeq names its product macrophage receptor with collagenous structure (gene MARCO). Gene Ontology annotation, cellular component: membrane. The record is from RefSeq and is a predicted model, not a curated record. Bases 135 to 1523 code for a protein of 462 amino acids. NCBI's taxonomy places the organism in Eukaryota, Metazoa, Chordata, Aves, Galliformes, Phasianidae. The transcript has 14 exons.
UUCUCACAAGUCUAUAAAAACUAAGCAGAUAGGAAAAACCUAUCAGAAAGCGUAUCAAAGCAGGAGGCAGAUAAAGUUCCUUCAGCUCCCCAUUGCCCUCCAUCUGAAGAGGCUCUGUGUUAGCCACAUUUGUCAUGAAAAUUAAAGACAGAUGCAGAGGAGAUGGAAAUUCAAGUGAUAUGAGCACCUUCAGUAUUUCAGACAAGACUGGGUUUGCCUCAGCUGCUACUACAACCUUUCAGAUAAGUGAGCCUCAAAUCCGGAGAAAGCCAUCCACAUGCUGUGCUCGGACUACCCUUGUCAUCUACCUGCUGCUGCUGACAGUUGGCCAAGUGCUGUUGGCGUACAAAGUGUUUAAGAUGAAGGAGGAGAUACUGAAAUGUCAGGAAAAUAAUGCCUUCCAUGCCGAAGAGAUGAUAGGAAGAUCCUAUGCUGACAACCUUCUUUUGGAGAAAAACUUCACAGAGAGGGGCAUGGGACGUGAAGAAAACUGGAGGAGACGUUUAGAAAAGGAAAUCACCGUAAUUAAAAGCAGCAAUGCAAACUUGAUGAUGAUGAUGAGCAACAUCACCCUGCUUGCAGGGCGUCCUGGAUGCAAAGGAGAACCUGGUCCACCAGGGCUACGGGGACCACCGGGACCACUGGGGAUAAAGGGAGACCGAGGAAUUCCAGGCUUACAGGGCAGUAAAGGAGAUCGUGGUCCCACUGGUCCAAGAGGUGAACAAGGAGAAAAAGGAAUAAAAGGACAAGCAGGAAUUCCAGGUCAUGUAGGGCAGAAAGGUGAAAUGGGCCAGAAGGGCGAUCCAGGGAACCGCGGACCUGUGGGUCCUCCAGGAAACCAGGGAGUGCCAGGACAGCCAGGCUUCAAUGGUAGUGUGGGAGAGCCCGGACGUCCUGGGCAGAAAGGAGAAGCAGGCCCAGCUGGAGAACGUGGCCUCCCAGGACCUCCUGGCCCCAGCAGUCCUGGGGUGAAGGGGGAGAAAGGGGACCUCGGGCCCAAGGGCUCUCAAGGAAUGCCAGGCAGUAUGGGACCCAAAGGUGAAAAGGGAGACAAAGGAGUUCCAGGUACUGUAGGGCCAAAAGGAACAAAGGGAGACCAGGGCCCACAAGGCAUCCAAGGUCCAACUGGUCAAAAAGGAAGCAAGGGUGAUUAUGGCAGUAAAGGUCUAAAAGGUGAACCAGGUGUAAAAGGAGCCAAAGGAGACCAAGGAAACCCAGGUUACUACAACAACAUACGAAUUGCAGGAGGGGGCAGGAGGGGUCGCGUGGAAAUCUUUCACCAAGGCUCCUGGGGAACGAUAUGUGAUGAUGGCUGGGACAUCCAGGAUGCCUCUGUAGUCUGCAGAAUGAUGGGGUACAGCCGUGCCAUCUCUGCCUUCACUGCAAAUGGAGGCACUGGGCAAAUUUGGCUUGAUGACGUGAACUGCAGAGGGAGUGAACAUUCUAUUUACCAGUGUAACAAAUCUGACUGGGGCACGCACAACUGCUCCCACAAUGAGGACUCUGGGGUGGAGUGUAUCUAAUGGGACAUAGGGCUGACCCAGGAACCUCUACCCCCUCGUGUGCUCUGCAGAACCCCUGUUCAUUGCAUCCAUCCAGCUUCUUCACACAGGGGGAACUCCACUUUCCAUAAAUCAGCAACAAUAGCAAGACACAAAUAAUGUGAGGCAUCCCAGCUGUCAGAAAUCAGCAGGAGCUCAGACGUGAUCAACUGCAUGGCUUUGCCACCUGCCUGGCAGUAGCCCACCUGCAGCAGCUGUAGAGUUUCUCUGCUUUAGCUCAGUGCAAUAGGAGGGAACAAGAGAAGCCUGCAGAAUGAGCUGCAGCUUAGCUGGCCAGCCUUUAACACAGUGCUGCUGUCAAUCUGGCCUAAAGCCCAUUGUAAAGACCAUGUACUCAAGACAGAAAUCAUUAAAUGAUCUUUUUUGGUACGCAAACACAAAGUUCUUCAGAUGAGAUGAUGAUCACAGGUCAAAAUGCAACCAUACCAGCAUGGAAUCCAGUUUUAGCAUAGAUCUUGUGUUUGACCUUGGUGAAGUCUCCUGCCUUCUCUGACAAUGUUUCCUAACUUGUUUCCCAGAAACAAAACCCUCACCUUGGAAAUGAGAUCCACUAAAACAAAGAGAUAAUGAGUGAAAGCAAUAAGGAUGAAGUAUCAACUAAUUAUCCUUUCACAGUGAAACUAUGGUCCCUAAACCAAAGGCUUCUGACUUAAAUGAAAGUCUUAUGUGUCUGAGAUAAUAAGUGAAAGACUUCUCUUUCUUAAAGCCUGAAGUCUUCCCCUUUUUAACAGCACUGGGCAUUUGGCAGGUGACAAGGAGCCUGUACAUAAACAGCUGUGCACGUUGCAGCAACCCGCUUGCUAACAAUGUAUUUAACAUGUCAGAAAUGGCUGUAAGCAACCCUACAUCUCUGCAUCAGCGUUAGCCACAACUGCACUUAUCUACACAGCUUCUAGAAUCAAUUUUGGUGCUCACAAACCCAGAUCUAAGUGGAAAAGCUGAGUGGUGCUGGUAAGAACAGCAGGUGAGGAUAUGUAAAUAAAGUACUGUCACUGCUAUGGAAUAAAACAUUUACAAGCUGUA